AAAACAAAAUAUGCGCAUGCGCGGUCAACUUGUGGCGCACGACAUGCCUUCCACGCCAUUAGCCAAAGAAAACUAAACAGUAUUGUAAAUUAUAUUAUUACCCAGCUACGAAUGCCUACAUUGGUGUAUUGUGGUUACAUUAUUCAACGCGUGUAUACUGAAAUCUUUCCUUUUACACGAUAGGGUCUUUAGACAUGUUGAUGUCAAGUAGUAGCUAACUAGCUAAUGUCUGAGCACGUAAACAGACUACUUAAAAUCUGACUGAAGAUAACUAGCUUUCCUCUGGCUGCAACAUGGGACGAAAAAAACAGGGAAAGUUCGUACGAUCUGACAACAAGGGCAAAGAUAAAAGGCAUAAAAUGAAAGGGAAAUCAUUAGAGGCCUUUACAGAAGAAAUGCACACUGCUUUUGAAGCAAGUCUUCAUGUAGAGGAGGGAGCAGAGGCCCCUCAGGUGAAGCUACCUUGUCCACUUGCCAUGUGGGAUUUGGGUCACUGUGAUCCUAAACGUUGCACUGGAAGGAAGCUGGCCCGCAAGGGGUUUGUACGAAACCUGCGCCUCAAUCAGAGAUUUAACGGACUCAUCCUGAGUCCAAUGGGGACAAAGUAUGUGACGCCAGCUGACAGAGAGAUUGUGGCUCAAAGUGGGUUAGCAGUGAUCGAUUGUUCCUGGGCUAAACUGGAGGAGACUCCUUUCAGUAAGAUGGUUGGAGCUCACCCCAGGUUACUGCCGUACCUCGUAGCUGCAAACCCGGUCAACUACGGCAAGCCUUGCAAGUUAUCCUGUGUUGAGGCUUUUGCUGCCACAUUCUGCAUUGUUGGUUUUGAAGAGCUUGCCAUGCUCUUGUUGCAGAAAUUCAAGUGGGGAACUGUGUUUCUGGAUCUGAAUAAAGUUCUCCUGGAGCGCUAUGCUGCUUGCCAGUCAGAGGAAGAGCUGCUCUCUGUGGAAAAGGACUUUUUGACAACUAAACCAGAGGAGGAUGAGUUUGAUCCAUUUGAUGUAAACUCAGGAGUAGAAUGUGGGAAUCUCAACAGACGCAUGUGUGCCGUUGAAGAUGAUGUUUCUAGUGACGAGGAAACAGACACCUCAGAGGACGAAGAAGAUGAAGCAGAGGAUGAAAGAACAAAGAGCAACAAUAAGUCAAGAAUAGCCUCACAUCAUGAGGAUGAUAAUGAUGAUGAUGAUGAUGAUGAUAACGAAGAAGAGACUGAAUCAAAGACACCACAAUAAAGAAUAUUUAAUCCAAGGAUUAUUCUAUUCAAAGGACCGGCAAAACAUUUUUUGAUACUCAUGUUUCAUACUUGCACUAAUAUUCAGGACUAUCUGGUUUGUGCAAGAAGGCCCAACCCGAAAAAUAAAAAGUAAAUAUUUCAUGAAA
This is a messenger RNA of Notolabrus celidotus (New Zealand spotty), 1377 nucleotides long. RefSeq names its product TSR3 ribosome maturation factor (gene tsr3). Bases 294 to 1229 code for a protein of 311 amino acids. Lineage: Eukaryota; Metazoa; Chordata; Actinopteri; Labriformes; Labridae. Gene Ontology annotation, molecular function: rRNA small subunit aminocarboxypropyltransferase activity. Gene Ontology annotation, biological process: maturation of SSU-rRNA. The transcript is spliced from 6 exons. The record is from RefSeq and is a predicted model, not a curated record.